AUGAAACCGUUCUUUGGACUGAGGGGCAAGGCCCUCAACUAUGCGGUGGGUAUUAUCGCAGGAUGCGAUUUCCUGCUCUUUGGGUACGACCAAGGUGUGAUGGGAGGCAUCCUGACGAUGAGUCAGUUCCUCACAGAGUUCCCCGACAUCAACCCAGACGCGGAGGGUAUCUCAGACGCUCUGUCGCGCACUCGGUCGACGAAUCAGGGUAUAUCGGUGGCUGCCUACAAUCUGGGCUGUUUUCUGGGCGCCAUCAUUACGAUCUUCAUCUCUAACCCCCUCGGCCGCAAGCGCAUGAUCGUGCUCGGUACGAGCAUAAUGGUGAUCGGUGCCAUACUGCAAGCUUCUGCCACGACGCUUCCCCAUCUGAUCGUCGGCAGAAUCAUCACGGGUCUCGGCAACGGCGGUAACACGUCAACCAUUCCGACGUGGCAGAGUGAGACGUCGCGAUCUCACAAGCGAGGUAAACUUGUCAUGAUCGAGGGAGCGCUCAUCACCUGCGGUAUCAUGAUUUCGUACUGGAUCGACCUCGGUUUCAGCUUCAUCGACAGUAGUGCUUCGUGGAGGACGCCGCUUGCGUUCCAGAUCGUCUUCUGCAUUUUCAUCCUGGCAUUCGUCUGGGGCUUGCCGGAAUCGCCCCGCUGGCUUAUCCUCAAGGGCAGAGAGGACGAGGCGCAGGAGGUGCUCGCUGCGCUUGCCGACAAGGAAGUCCACGACAAGGAGGUGCAGAACGAAUUCGUUGCCAUCAAGGAUACCGUGCUGGAGAUGAGCAAGGGGUCCUUCGCCGACUUGUUCACCAUGGGCAAGGACAGAAACUUCCACCGAACUGUCCUCGGAUACACGAACCAGAUGUUCCAGCAGAUCAGUGGCAUCAACCUCAUCACUUACUAUGCGCCUGUCAUCUACUCCAGCCUGGGAAUGUCCUCCUUCCUGUCCAGGCUCCUAGCCGCCCUCAACGGUACCGAAUACUUCCUUGCGUCGUGGCCGGCCGUGUUCCUGGUCGAGCGCGUAGGCCGGCGCAAGCUCAUGCUCUUCGGGGCCGUGGGGCAGGCGGCAUCCAUGGCGAUCCUGGCGGGGGUGAACUCGCAGCCGGACAACAAGGGCUGCAACAUCGCGGCCAUCAUCUUCCUGUUCGUCUUCAACACCUUCUUCGCCAUCGGCUGGCUGGGCAUGACCUGGCUGUACCCGGCCGAGAUCGUGCCCCUGAGGAUCAGGGCGCCCGCCAACGCCCUGUCGACCUCGGGGAACUGGAUUUUCAACUUCCUGGUCGUCAUGAUCACCCCCGUCGCCUUCAGCUCCAUCGCGCACCACACCUACACCAUCUUCGCCGUCAUCAACGCCUUCAUAGUCCCCUGCGUGUACUUCUUCUACCCGGAGACGGCAUACCGCUCCCUGGAGGAGAUGGACGCCAUCUUCCACAAGGCGCCCGGCGCCAAGGGCUGGAUCGGUGUCGUCAAGGUGGCGCGCGAGGAGCCCAGACGUUACGGCAAGAACGGCGAGUUGCUGAUCGACUACAAGGAGACGGAGGAGCACAAGGCGCACUUUGGGCACGAGGAGGACCCUCAUCGCGGCGCUUCCUCGAGCGAUGCCGAGACUGGACGUGGUGGUGGUGUGCUUCGUGGUACUGCAGCGUGA
This is a messenger RNA of Truncatella angustata, 1635 nucleotides long. Its product is annotated as general substrate transporter. Lineage: Eukaryota; Fungi; Ascomycota; Sordariomycetes; Amphisphaeriales; Sporocadaceae. Gene Ontology annotation, cellular component: membrane. Gene Ontology annotation, molecular function: carbohydrate:proton symporter activity. The coding region runs from base 1 to 1635 and encodes 544 amino acids. The record is from RefSeq and is a predicted model, not a curated record. Gene Ontology annotation, biological process: carbohydrate transport; transmembrane transport. The transcript has 2 exons.